AUGAAGCUUGUGCCUCACAUAUGUUGUGUGUCUUACAUAAUGACGUCAGUUGAUGUAAAUCGCAUAGCAAGUCAAGUGGAUGUCGAAGCUCUACAAGAAAUGUUAACCUCUGUUACAUUCUGUGAUAUAACUAAUGAAAUUGAUACACGCUAUAUUGACACUAAUUUCAUAAAAUUGUUUCAGCUUGCUCAACUUUUAGUUGAAUAUUUAUUGUAUUCUCAGGACUAUCUAACAACCACAAUCGACUCCUUAAAGGAAGAGAAUGGUGAACUUCAUAAGAAAUGCAAUAAAUUAAAGCAACAACUUGAAGAGAAAACUAAUCGUCUUACAUUAACCCGACGAGAAUGUCAUCGUCGGCGUUUAUUACUCAUGGCCCAACAGGAACUCAUGGAUUCUGGUCCACAGUCAUUACAUAAGUGUACAUAUUGUCCAAAAGCUUUCGUGAAUGCUUCAUUUUUAGCCACACAUAUUCAUCGUAGGCAUCCAGAAGCCAGAACUCCACCUAAUAAUGUUCCACUUUCUAUGGCUCAUACAAAUACGAUGACUGAUGGCCUACCUUGUACUCACACACAACAACUGCCUUGUUGUGGGAUUCCUCAUUCAUCGAAGAUGUCGCCACGACACAUACCUCAACAAACAGAAUGCCAUUAUACAACAAACAAUAAUAUGAGUGCCUCUUUGGAGCGUGAUGUAAGAGCGCUAUUGGACCAAUUGAAAUCUGUUACUCCAAGUCUUCCGAAUCGUUCCAAUUCCCCAUUUAGAUCAGUUGGUUUCGAUGUUGAUAUUUCUGCGAAGAAACCCAAUGACUCAGAUUGGCAUAGACAACUGAUGGAAGAACACAGACGUGAUAUGGAGUCAAUGAGAAAAGGAUUUGAAAAGGAGUUACACGCUUUACAAGUGCAGUAUAAUCAAACACAAGAGGAAUUGCGUAAACUGAAAUCUAGACCAGCUACUUCAAAUCUAGGAGAACUGGAAAAUGAUGUAUCUGGUACAAUUGAAAUGGUUAACCAUGAAUUUGGGGCUUUACCUCAGAACAGUAUAAAGUCAGGCUUGAAUCAUAAGGAUGCCAAUGAUAAUGAUAUCGUUGAAAGUAAUCAUUGUCACCAGUCUAUUGAAAUACCAGUUAAAAUUCUAUCAGCUAUUCAGAAGCCUUUGAAAGUUGACCAUGCUCAUUGUGCUCUGACUGGAAGUUGCACUGAUUCGGAAAUGGUUGAGCAAAGUGUACGAAGUCAAACUGAUGAUAUUUACAUAGCCAAUAAAUCUUGCACUGAAAGUGUUCAUUCACUCAAAAUAAGGAAUUCGCGGAAUCGCACAGAUGAAGAGGAUGAUAAAGCUGAACAGGAUUUAACUGAAUUAUUAGAUGAAAACGUAGAAAGAAAACUUCAGGAUUUGAAAAAAUUAACUUAUUCACUGAAGGGAAAGAAGAUGAACAGUGCUGAGACAUUGAACAAUAAAAUAUUCCCAUCGAAGUCUAGUUGUUAUGAAGUUCAGAAAGCUAAUAAUUUAUCUAAAAUGAACUCCUUACUUAAACGUAAGCGUAAACAUUUUCGUUCUACAGCAAUCCAAGUAGGAGCUGGUAAAUAUCAUCAUCAUUUUGGUGAACAAUUUGAAAGUAACAAAAAUACUUAUGUCAACUUUCAGUCAGAUAGUACUACUAAUCCAAUAAUCUUAAAAGUUAAACGUGCACAUUCCUUACAAUCUCUGUCAUCUGAAUCACCAUCAUCAAAUCUAUUGAAAAGAGGUGUUUCCUUCAAAGCAAAUAAAAAAUGUUUAAUUCAAAAUGAAAAUACAACACGAGAAAUUGUUAUAGUACAUACUGCUGACGAAUAUGACAGUGUGGUAAACAAUGUCGAGAAAAGUGAUAAUAAUCACAGUGUACAUUUGAUUCCAGCAAUUUUGAUGAAUAAAAAUGGUAAUACUUAUAAUGAUAAAAAUAGUAUCAAUACAUUUGAGGUUGUUAACGAAUUGGGACAACCUUUUCUCCGACCAAAUCGAGCCACAUCAGCUAGUGGGAAUAUACGACAGUCUGCACAUAAUCGUCAUUAUGCUGAACAAGUUGGAGUUGAUUCUCAUCGCAACUUCCAAAUAGAUGAUAAAGAAUCAACUAUUCAUGGUUCAACAAUCUCAGGAUCAACUGCAAGAUUCGUUAGGCAUCACUCACCAAGUCGGAAUUUCGGUGAUGCAACAGAUCAAGAAGUUAAAGAAGAAUCAGAAGCUCAACAAGUUUCUAGAGCUAUGGGACGUGUAUUAACAACAUCAGGAGGAACAAGUCCAACGCCUAGUUUAAAUGCGAGCACAAAUAUGCUACGUUAUAGUCGUUUACUUGAUCAAUUGCGUGCUGAUCCAGAAACUCUGCGCAAACUUCGUCACGAAGUUGAGCAGUUAUUAUUAGAACAACUAAGUGAACGUGGAAUUAGACAGGAUCAGAAUCGUUUAUCUACAAGUCAACUUAAUCAAAAGUUAAUUGCUUUGAACAAAGAAAGAGAACACUUGGCUAAAAAGCAUCCAAAUUUCAUGGAAAUACGAGACGCUUUGGCUCAACAUGUUGAUCGUCUGGCUCAUGCAGCACUUCGUGGUAGCACAGUAAGUAUGGCAGAAGCAAGAUUGCGUGGAGAAAAUAAUCAGAAAGUGAACACGUUUUACAAGUCUAGUUUGCCUCCUCCUGCAGCUCAUAGUCCUGCAAGUUUACGAAGAGCUGGAACACUUCCAUUAGCAACACAAAGAGUGGAUGUCACAAGUAAUUUGGGCGUAUCCUUACCAAUACUAUCAGUAAAUAGCGAUACUCGUGAAAAUCAAAAUAACAUAGCAGAAAUUAUAAAUUCACCGCACAGAAGGGCUGUGGGAUACUCUGAAUCAAAAUUACGUCUACAACGCUCAAGUCCUCAGCUAGAAUAUAUUGGUGAAGAAGGAAAUCAUGGUACAAAAUCUGAAAAAUAUUUUGCAAAACAGUAUAAUUCAAGUACACCACAGCUACAAACGACUUCUCAAAAUAAUUCACCAUCACAUUUCAGCAAUGAUAAUAAUAAUAACAGUAAUAAUAGUCAGCAGAAACAAACGUUGCUGAAUUCCCCAGAAAUCCAUUUUAGUCAUGAUCAGCGAAUUGUGACUUUUGGAGAGCAACCGACUACAAAUCGUAAUUUAUCAGUUGUACCUAGCAGUGAUGAAUGGGAUUCGGAAACUGAAGAUUUGAAUGCUGUUGCUGCAGAAAUCAAUAAGGCACAACAAUUAAGAUCAUCUAGUGCAUCAUAUAAACUGGCAGAUCCUAUAAAUCAAGGAAUAUCUUACAAUAAAUCCAGGAUCGUGACUAAUAAUAGUACUCUCAACCAGGGAACAAUAAUGCAUCAAUUCCACCAAAUCCUCCAGGAAUUAAAUCUAGUUUAUAUAAAGGGCAAAGUCUAA
This is a messenger RNA of Heterobilharzia americana, 3399 nucleotides long. NCBI's taxonomy places the organism in Eukaryota, Metazoa, Platyhelminthes, Trematoda, Strigeidida, Schistosomatidae. The record is from the annotation of a GenBank genome assembly.